AUGCCGGCCGUGGCGGCGGUGCUGGCCUGGGCGGCGAGAGGCGGCAGUAGCUCGCCGGACAUGGAGACCUGUGCGCGCCCCGCCAGCGGCUCCGGCCCGCAGCUGCAGGAGCGCGUACGCGCCGUCGCCCGCAGCGAGCUGCGAGAGGAGGACGCGGCGCGCGCGCAGGCGCUGCACGCCUUCCGCCAGUGGGUCGGCGCCAACCGCGACGUCGCCGACGUCCGCACAGACAACAGCUUCCUUCUUCGUUUUCUUCGUGUAAAGAAGUUUAGUUUACCAAUGGCUCAACAGGUCCUACUGAAAUACCUAAAUUUUAAGAAGACAUUCUCAUACUUAGUACCAAAACUUGACCCAUUAGACUCACGAGUAGAUGAGCUUAUCAGUCGUGGAUUCAUGUUUGUUUCACCAAGAAGGGACAAAAAUGGUCGUAGGGUGAUUUUCUAUGCACCAGGUAAGCUGGAUCCAAAGAAGCAUACAAUUCAGGAUUUAGGGCGAGUAUUCAUGAUGACAUAUGAGGCUCUUAUGGAAGAUGAAGACAACCAAGUGCUGGGGGUAACACACAUUGGUGAUAUUUCCAAUUCCUCACCAUCACUCAUUACCUUCCUUACACCAACGGAGUUUGCAACCAUUGUUAAGUGGGGAGAGCAAUCACUGCCAAUGAGGCACAAAGAAGUUCAUUUACUAAAUGUUCCUGCCCCAGUGCGAUAUGUGUAUGACUUUGCACGAACAAGACUGAGUGACAAGAUAAAGAACAGAAUUACAAUGCAUGAGUCCUUGGGCAACCUUCAAAACACGGUAGGACUUGACAUACUCCCUAAAGAGUAUGGUGGACAAAUACCGAUGGAUGAAAUGAUAGAUCUCUGGAAGAAGGAACUUGUUGCCAAAAGAGACACAUUGUUGGCAUUAGAAAAUAUGAAGAUACUGAGUGACCAAGGAAUAAUCAGAAGAAAAAAUACUCAGAAUGGUAAACACCAAAGCAUAAUUGGGAUUGAGGCUCUAAAUGGCAGUUUUCGCAAACUUGAAGUGGAUUGAUAGGGAGCUGCCACAAACUCAAAAUGAAAUGAAUCUAUUCAAUUUUGGGAUUUAUCAUUCCUCAAUUAUCUACAUAUUCUAAAGACAAAAAAGUUUAGUUAAAAUUCUUUCUAAAGAGCUGUCUUAAAUUUUUUUCAAAACUAAGCCAGCAGACAGUGAGAAGUAGCCAGUGAUCCUUUCGUUAAAGCAAGGUUCCUCAGGGCUUUGUGUACUGAAAAAUAAAAAAAAGCAAAUGUGCUUAAUGAUAUUAUUUAUUGUGCAUGGAUGUUAAUGUUAUCAAGGGAAAAGAA
Molecule: messenger RNA, 1322 nt
Organism: Schistocerca cancellata (South American locust)
Lineage: Eukaryota; Metazoa; Arthropoda; Insecta; Orthoptera; Acrididae
Gene: Cralbp
Product: clavesin-2
Exons: 7
Coding region: 1-1032 (343 amino acids)
Cellular component (GO): membrane
Molecular function (GO): phosphatidylinositol bisphosphate binding
Source: RefSeq, a predicted model, not a curated record